Lachancea dasiensis is the source of this 1038-nucleotide messenger RNA. NCBI's taxonomy places the organism in Eukaryota, Fungi, Ascomycota, Saccharomycetes, Saccharomycetales, Saccharomycetaceae. The record is from the annotation of a GenBank genome assembly.
AUGACGGGUGCAUAUAAGCUAGAAUUUGCUGAUCCAGCAGCCAUAGUGCAAGCUCAUCAAAAGGAUCAACAAGUAGAAAGUUUACUCAAUGUCAAGCUUGAAGAAGUCAUCAAGGGCUUCAAGGGCCAGUAUUUUGCUAACUCUUACGGGAGAGAAAUAGGGAUUAGCGCUAAACUGUUGUAUUUAGCGCUCACUACGCUUCGUGGGAAGAAAUCAUUCGGUGAAGAGUAUGUGGAUUUGAUUCAUGUCAAUAGGCGUGGGAGCCAUACUGUAGAAUUUAAGCGGCGGCUUCUGUUCAUUUUAUCGUACACAUUAGUUCCAUAUGCGCUUUCUAAACUAUUCACAGCUCUCUCCAAAUAUUAUGAUGCGACGGAUACCGAAGCUGACGAGGAAGCAACAGAUGAGUAUCGUGCGAAUAAGAUUGAAAAAGAGGGCAAAUUUCUGAGAAAUCGAACCCAAUCAUUCAUUCAAAUGGCUAUGAAGGAACAGAUUCCUCAGAAAAUUUUGGACUCGUUGGUGGAUUUAAAUCUAAUGCUGUUUUACUUCAAGGGUUCAUUCUACGAUAUUUCUAAACGAGUCUUCGGACUGCGAUAUUCCGUUUGCCACCAAGUAGACGAAGCAGAGGUGAACUAUAGAAAGUCAAGCUUCAGAACUUAUAGAGUACUAGGGUUUUUUUUUCUGAUUCAGACAUUGUCCAGAAGUUUACCCCCACUCCUGCGAUGGUUAUCUAAAAACGGCGGCAAGGCCACACAAAAAUCCGGGACAGAUUGGCAGGCUGCCAAACCCUUAUUACUGAUGGAGACACUCACUAAUGAUCAAGUCGGUCACAUUUCAUUAAAGAAUCCUCAGGAGUUGCAGUUCAUGAAAGAUGAAUCAAGAAAAUGUAUUCUAUGUUUGGAGUGGAUGAAAGAUCCAAGCUGUGCACCAUGUGGACAUGUCUUUUGUUGGUCGUGUAUUUUGAACUGGUGCAAAGAGAGGUCUGAGUGCCCGCUGUGCCGCCAGAGGUGCCCGGCCAACAGCAUUUUACCUAUACGAUAG